UGCUGGCUCGUGCCUUGUCUUGGCGUCGGUUUGGAAACGCCAUAUUAUAUCUAUUCUUAAUAUAACAUUAUAAUAUGCAGUGCAAGCAACAAUAAUUUUAAUCACAAUACGUGAUUAUCUCAUAGAAUUGAUUCUUACAAACUCUUUAGUAUUGGAUUAUUAAAAUUGUUAGAGGUAUUGCCUAAACAGUCAAUUACUUUCAGGUUAGAAUCGGCGUUAUUUACUUUUUCGAAUUUUUCAUAGAAUUAUUAAUUAUCGUGAAAGAUGAAGAUCGAAGAGUAUCGUGAGAUAAUUAAAACAAUAAAACAAUAUCAAGGUCUGCCAAAGGAUUGUUCCAAAAUGCUGAUUACAAAGUACAACAGAUUCCAUCCAUUUACGUUAAAGAGUAUAUUGAAUCAAGAGAUUCAGUGGAGAACAAAAAUUAAUCACAGACAAGUUUAUAAGAAUGAAAAUAAUAAUUUUUAUCAAAGAUAUUUUCAAGCUUUUCAAAAAGGUGAACCCCCUGGAAUUCUGCUCAGAAUGGCCUGUAAGCUUAAGACUUGUCCUGCAUUAUUAGCCAACAAAGUAUUGAAAGAAUAUUAUUUAUCUAGUGAGAAUGAUCUAAAAGUAACGAAAAAUGACUUGCAAAAAAUGAUGAAAGAUACUACUCUCAUUUCUCAUGCAAGUUUGGCUUACGAAGUUUAUUUGUGUGUGUUGUAUGAUAAUCAGUAUGGCGCUAUAGCUAAUUCAGUAAGCGAUUGUACUGGACAAGAGUAUGAAAUAAAAUUAGAACACUACUUGAUUGAGCACAAAAUUCCAUUUCUCAAUGAAGAACUACUUCGAACUAAAGGCUAUGAUAAAACGCCUGAUUGCAAAUUAGAAAUUCCAAUAGCUAUCAAUGAUUUUGUUAUUAACUGGAUAGAAUCAAAAGCUCAAUUUGGUACACCGGAAACUCAUAAAUCAUAUGUAAAGGGACAAUUUCUCAGCUAUUGGAAUAGAUUUGGUCCAGGUUUAGUAAUCUACUGGUUUGGUUAUGUUGAUAAUAUUGUACAAUCAAAAGAAAGCAGAUUCAUUGUUAUGGAUCAUUUUCCUGAGAAGAUCACAUAUAUGGAUCCAUAUUCAAUUAUAUCUUCUGUGAAAUAAGCUAAUAGCCAUAAAGUAACUUAUAGUAACAAGAAUUGUAAUAUACUUAUGAUCUAAGUAAUUGUACAAAUGAAUUUUCAUGGAAUCAUAUUCGUUGUUUACUAUAAAUAAUUAUUAAUUUAUUAAAAUGUGAAUAGUCGCAAAUAUAAAAGAGGUAUAUAUUGAAUGAAAAUUUUUAUGAUUUUUUACUGAAAAUCGCUUUUAUGUGACUAGAAUUGAA
Molecule: messenger RNA, 1342 nt
Organism: Phymastichus coffea
Lineage: Eukaryota; Metazoa; Arthropoda; Insecta; Hymenoptera; Eulophidae
Product: CDAN1-interacting nuclease 1
Exons: 6
Coding region: 265-1122 (285 amino acids)
Source: RefSeq, a predicted model, not a curated record